Molecule: messenger RNA, 144 nt
Organism: Funneliformis caledonium
Lineage: Eukaryota; Fungi; Glomeromycota; Glomeromycetes; Glomerales; Glomeraceae
Source: the annotation of a GenBank genome assembly
ACUACUGAGGCUUCGUAUGAGCAGUUUUGUGGUGUAAUGAGGAUAGCAGUAAAUAUUGCUGCCAGCUCUGCAAUUGAAGACGAGGAGAAUGUAGUAACCAAUGCAGAUGAAAAGGAGACCAUAAGUGAACAUGGGUUCGUUUAA